AUGACUAGAAAAAGAGCAAUUGCCAGCAUAAUCAAUGAUGAAAAGCAAGUGAAUCAUUCCUCUGACAUAUAUACUCAUAAAAGAUCAAAAUUGUGUUAUUAUUGUAGUAAAUGUAAUGGUAAUUUAGUAGAUUUGCAUACAAAAGAGCUACAUGAUCUGAAAGAUCAAAAAUCAGGCAGUAAUUCUUCUAAUGAAUCGACAAUGAUAAAUAUGAUUCAAGAAAAUAAAGUUGAAUUUGAAACAGCUAUCAUCUAUGAAUCACUUAUAUCAGAUUCUUUACAUCAAUUCGGUCAAAUUCAGCGAAAUGUAUAA
Molecule: messenger RNA, 312 nt
Organism: Funneliformis mosseae
Lineage: Eukaryota; Fungi; Glomeromycota; Glomeromycetes; Glomerales; Glomeraceae
Source: the annotation of a GenBank genome assembly